Messenger RNA from Spea bombifrons (plains spadefoot toad), 1428 nucleotides. Its product is annotated as protein NipSnap homolog 3A-like. NCBI's taxonomy places the organism in Eukaryota, Metazoa, Chordata, Amphibia, Anura, Pelobatidae. The coding region runs from base 214 to 981 and encodes 255 amino acids. The record is from RefSeq and is a predicted model, not a curated record. Gene Ontology annotation, cellular component: mitochondrion. The transcript is spliced from 6 exons.
UUUGCUCUGAGGGGGGGAGGUGGCUGCCCUGGCUGUAGUCGGUGGGGCAGAGGACAUUGACCUCUGUGACUGUCACUCGCUGAUCUGGGAUCGCAAACAUUCUCACUUAGUAAAUGAUCGACCGUCUGCGUUAACGGUAAAGAGAGUGCACGGAAAUCACUACCAUAAGCCAAGGCAGCAGCUGACCUGCGCAAAGGGCUAGCUGAUCUCAACAUGAUGGCCACUUUAAGGUGCCUUUUUCCAAAGGGCAGGCUGUGUGUACCAGAUGCUUUUACCCGGGCAAAGCUGCCGGCAUGCACACAGGCUAGAGCAGCGUUUGCAACAGGUCCACGCCAGACAGACACCACGUUCUAUGAAUUUCGCACAUAUACCGUCAAACCAUCAAUGAUGUCAGAGUUCAUGAAGCUUACAAAUGAGAAAAUCCACAAUCGCAUCAAGCACUCUGAGCUGAUUGGCUACUUCACUAUGGAGUUAGGAGGCCUUAAUAAGGUGUUCCACAUCUGGAAAUAUGACAAUUUUACGCAACGGACAACAGUUCGGGCAAACCUUUCUCAAGACGCUGAUUUUAUGAACUAUAUUGCUAAAGCCUUUCCGAUGCUAGACAAACAGGACAAUGAAAUUGCGUACUUGGUGCCGUGGUGCAAGUUACAGAAGCCAGAAAAACCAGGGGUUUAUGAAUUAGUGACCUUUCAGUUUAUGCCUGGGGGACCCGCUGUUUGGGGAGAUGCUUUCAGAGCCGCCAUCUCCUCUCAUGUAAAUACUGGCUACACUAAACUUGUUGGCGUUUUCAAUACGGAAUAUGGAUUGCUCAACCAAGUCCAUGUUCUGUGGUGGAAUGAGAAUGCAGACAGUCGCGCUGCUGGAAGGCAUCUAGCGCAUGAAGAUGCAAGGGUGGUUGCAGCGGUGAGAGAAAGCGUAAGAUUCCUGGUGUCCCAGAAGAAUGUGCUUCUACUUCCCACAGCGUUCUCGCCCCUGAAAUAACACCAGGGCGAUAUCGGCUGGACACCAGCGCCGUAUGCCUGAGCUCCUAAGACCUGACCGCUGAAUUGAAAAAUAUAGAUCUGUAAUGCUUUUUCAAUGUAUGCCUUACAUUCAUGAGAUCGAAAGAUGGCUAUUUAUUAAGAUACAGUGCCUUUAAGACUGAGCUUGUAAUUACUUCAUAAUCAGUGCUGUAGUGAAGGUUUGUUACCACUAUAACACUAUAUGUAUUUCUUUCACUCAGCAGAAAACCCCGCAGCAGUUGUGAAGGGUAACUACACAUAAUAUUGUAGUGGCAACAGAUUUGCACUUCUGCACAGACUAUACAGUAACUGCAUACCCAACCAUGCACGCUAAACUUUACUUGUCUUGUGUGAAGUUUGUGCUUCAUUUGUUGUUCUAUCAACACUGGUUAGUAAUGUACCAAAUAAAAAUAGAUUUGUAGUGGUU